Ziziphus jujuba (common jujube) is the source of this 2407-nucleotide messenger RNA. RefSeq names its product phosphoenolpyruvate carboxykinase (ATP) 1. The transcript has 13 exons. Bases 172 to 2172 code for a protein of 666 amino acids. Gene Ontology annotation, biological process: gluconeogenesis. Gene Ontology annotation, molecular function: phosphoenolpyruvate carboxykinase (ATP) activity; ATP binding. The record is from RefSeq and is a predicted model, not a curated record. NCBI's taxonomy places the organism in Eukaryota, Viridiplantae, Streptophyta, Magnoliopsida, Rosales, Rhamnaceae. Gene Ontology annotation, cellular component: cytosol.
UCGGGGGUUCUCAAAACUCCAUCACCUUCUCAUCAUUUGCCUUGAACAAUACCCAUACAAUUUUCAUGGUUUCCAACUCCUUUAUUUUCUUUCCCGUUUCUCAUUAGCAUUUUCGCCUGUUUUCUUUUCCUUCUUCGUUCGUUUCCAGCUCCAAAACUCUGAGGGACGGAGAUGGCAAGUAACGGAAACGGAGAGUUCAGCUUCGGGAACGCAACGGCUUCCGUGACGGCGGCGAGGAACGGGUUGGCAAAGAUCCAGACUCAUCCGAAGAAGAACAACGGAAUAUGCCACGACGACAGUACGCCGCCGGUGAAGGCUCAGACCAUCGAUGAGCUGCACUCGCUUCAGAAGAAGAGGUCCGCGCCUACGACCCCCAUUAAGGGGACUCAAGGUGCUUUCACCCCCACCAUAUCGGAAGAAGAGCGUCAGAAACAGCAGCUCCAAUCUAUCAGUGCGUCUUUGGCUUCGCUGACAAGAGAGACUGGACCGAGGGUGGUUAGAGGCGACCCGGCACGGAAGUCCGAGACACCGCGGGCUUCCCAUUCGUCGCACCACUAUUUCACACCCACUAUCAGCGUCAGUGACAGCUCUUUGAAGUUCACCCAUGUCCUCUACAAUCUCUCUCCUGCUGAGCUAUAUGAGCAGUCCAUAAAGUAUGAAAAAGGGUCUUUUAUUACGUCAACCGGUGCCUUGGCCACGCUAUCUGGAGCCAAGACCGGUCGGUCACCCAGAGAUAAACGGGUUGUCAAGGAUGAGACCACUGAGGAUGACCUUUGGUGGGGCAAGGGUUCACCCAACAUUGAAAUGGAUGAGCACACGUUCUUGGUGAACAGAGAAAGAGCGGUGGAUUACUUGAAUUCUUUGGACAAGGUAUUUGUGAAUGAUCAAUUUCUGAACUGGGAUCCAGAAAACAGAAUUAAAGUCCGGAUUGUCUCUGCCAGAGCUUACCACUCAUUGUUCAUGCACAACAUGUGUAUCCGACCCACUCCUGAAGAGCUGGAGAAUUUCGGUACUCCGGACUUCACUAUAUACAAUGCUGGCCAGUUUCCGUGUAAUCGUUACACCCACUACAUGACAUCCUCCACUAGCAUUGAUCUUAAUCUUGCUAGGAGGGAAAUGGUUAUCCUCGGCACCCAGUACGCCGGGGAAAUGAAGAAGGGUCUUUUCAGUGUUAUGCAUUAUCUCAUGCCUAAGCGACAAAUCCUCUCCCUACAUUCUGGAUGCAAUAUGGGGAAAAAUGGAGAUGUUGCCCUCUUCUUUGGAUUGUCAGGUACCGGAAAGACAACUCUGUCUACGGAUCACAAUAGGUACUUAAUUGGAGACGAUGAACAUUGCUGGAGUGAGAAUGGAGUGUCAAAUAUCGAAGGUGGUUGCUAUGCCAAGUGCAUUGAUCUCUCAAGGGAGAAGGAGCCUGAUAUUUGGAAUGCCAUCAAGUUUGGGACUGUGCUGGAAAAUGUGGUGUUUGAGGAGCAUACGCGGGAGGUGGAUUACUCUGACAAAUCUGUCACAGAGAAUACUCGCGCAGCUUACCCCAUCGAGUACAUCCCCAAUGCGAAGUUACCAUGUGUAGGCCCGCACCCAAAGAAUGUCAUACUUUUGGCAUGUGAUGCAUUUGGGGUGCUCCCACCUGUUAGCAAGCUGAACCUAGCACAGACCAUGUACCAUUUCAUAAGUGGCUACACCGCUCUGGUUGCUGGAACUGAAGAGGGUGUGAAGGAACCACAGGCAACAUUCUCAGCUUGUUUUGGUGCAGCAUUUAUAAUGCUGCAUCCUACCAGGUAUGCAGCCAUGCUCGCUGAGAAGAUGCAGAAGCACGGUGCAACAGCAUGGCUCGUCAACACUGGCUGGUCAGGUGGAAGGUAUGGUGUGGGAAGUCGUAUCAAGCUACCCUACACGCGGAAAAUCAUUGAUGCAAUUCACUCUGGCAGUCUAUCAAAUGCAACUUACAAGAAAACUGAAGUGUUUGGACUUGAGAUCCCCACUGAAGUUGAGGGAGUGCCUUCAGAAAUCCUGGAUCCAGUGAACACUUGGUCAGACAAGAAGGCUUACAAGGAAACACUGCUGAAGCUUGGUGGCUUGUUCAAGAAGAACUUUGAUACAUUCACCACCUACAAGAUUGGCAAGGACAACAAGCUCACUGAAGAGAUCCUUGCAGCUGGACCCAUUUUUUAAAAUUUGCAUAAGAAAAGAAGAAACUAUCUAAGAGUAUUUGGGGAUUCAAUCGAUAGAAAUAAGAGUUGGUUAUGUUGGGAAUGUAAUGAAGCUGUGUUUCAAUUGGGGUAUGUAAAAUGGUUAAUGUAGGUUAAUUUGUAGUCAAAAUAUUUAGGUAAAGAAAAUGGUCUUGUGUCUGUUCUCGGUGCUAGUGAUAGCAUACUUCAUAAAUUUUAGAUUUUCACCAAUUUUACAA